Electrophorus electricus (electric eel) is the source of this 1618-nucleotide messenger RNA. It is a transcript of the gene rbks, whose product is annotated as ribokinase. Gene Ontology annotation, cellular component: cytosol. Gene Ontology annotation, biological process: D-ribose metabolic process. The record is from RefSeq and is a predicted model, not a curated record. Lineage: Eukaryota; Metazoa; Chordata; Actinopteri; Gymnotiformes; Gymnotidae. Gene Ontology annotation, molecular function: ribokinase activity.
UCGUGUCUCCGUUUCAUCUAAGCUUCGUGAAGUGAGUUUUAGUUUGUUAGCCAGAGAGGGAACAGUUAGGUCACACUUUUGCCCUGACAGCACAUUUGGACCCUAGGACAUGACUGAAGAAGUGAAUGUUGUGGUAGUGGGCUCCUGUAUGACUGAUCUGGUCAGCCAGGCCCCUCGGCUGCCCAAAGCAGGAGAGACGAUACAUGGACACAAGUUCUUUAUCGGCUUCGGUGGCAAAGGGGCAAACCAGUGCGUUCAGGCGGCUCGGCUGGGAGCCAGGACCGCUAUGGUGUGCAAGGUUGGCAAGGAUUUUUUUGGAAACAGCUAUAUUCAAAAUUUUAAAGACAAUGGCAUAUGCACAGCAUUUGUGGAUCAGACGAGCGACGCUGUGACUGGAGUUGCCUCCAUCACUGUGAACACCGCAGGCCAGAAUGCCAUCGUGAUUGUGGCAGGUGCCAACAUGCUGCUGGGGGAAGAGGAGCUGCAGCGGGCACAGGGGGCCCUGGGGAAGGCCAAGGUGCUCGUCUGCCAACUGGAGGUCAGCCCAGACACCUCCCUGCAGGCCUUGCGUAUCGCCCGCAAGAACCACGUGAAGACUAUCUUCAACCCCGCCCCAGCGAUUCCAGGCCUCCACACUGACUUCUACAAAGCCUCCGACAUCUUCUGUUGCAAUGAGUCUGAGGCAGAGCUGCUGACAGGUGAGUGUGUAGCAUCGGUGGAGGAUGCCGUGCGUGUCGGCCGGGAGCUGCUGCACAGAGGCUGUGCUUCAGUCAUCAUCACUCUGGGCCCACAGGGCUGCGUGGUGCUGCAGGCCACCCACCCUGAGCCCAGACAUGUGCCCACCAGCCAGGUCACCGCCACAGACACUACGGGUGCUGGUGACAGUUUCAUCGGAGCAUUGGCAUUCUACAUUGCUCACUACCCCACAAUGCCCUUGGAAGAGAUGGCCAGACGAGCUAAUCUUAUAGCUGCUGUGUCCGUGCAGACCGUCGGCACUCAGAUGUCUUAUCCAUUCAAGAACGACCUGCCACCAGAACUAUUUUAAAACACCUUAAGGCGUCUUCCCUGUUUAGAAAUAAAUAUCCAUCUGAACCACUGCACUGAAAGAAGCCUUGUCUGAUAUGCAAUGCUAGGAAACCUUUUCUUAGGAAAUUAACUAAAUAUAUCUAGUCACUUGCAGGGGAUUUAUGCUACCUUGCAACUGAUGUUUUUAUGUCUUAAACAGUGAAAUAAGAAAUUAUGUUGUCUCUUAUUGCAGUAAUGUGCUGUUUCUGGUGUACUAAAAGGCAAGAUUAUCCCUAAGGAUUUUAACAGACUGAAAAAGUAACAAUAUCUACAUAUUUUGUCUCAAAGAAGCAACAUCACAAUUACCUAGUGUUCCAGCCAUAUAGACGCUCUAUGUGAACGCUUUCAUUGAGCAGACGGUGUUAGACUUGCAUCACAAUAGGUUUAGCUUAGACACAGGCUGUCUUAGACCUUGCAUAAGCAAAAUAAUGCAGCUUCCACAUCAUGAUUAUUAAGCCAAGAAGAUUCACUUGUAUAGCCCGUGAUAUAUUUGCAUUCUUUUCAUAAACAAUUCUAUUGGAGCACUUUAUGCCUAGGUUGCCUUGACGACAAA